UAGUAAUUGGAGUAAGUGUCGCCGAAGUCGACUUCACCCCUGCCGUCGACUGAAUUGUUUUCCAAUGUGUUUCCCUUCCUGGCAACCCGAUCAUUAGUUUGUUUCGCUCCCAAUUCAACUUACUCCAACAGCAAACAUGACGGAAUACGGUCUGACAGAAGAGCAAGUAGCUGAAUUCAAAGAGGCAUUUAUGUUGUUUGAUAAGGAUUCUGAUGGAAUGAUAACUGCUGCAGAAUUAGGAGUUGUCAUGAGAUCUUUGGGGCAAAGACCAACCGAAAUGGAAUUAAGGAACAUGGUGCAUAUUGUCGAUCAAGAUGGUAAUGGAACUAUAGAAUUUGACGAAUUUUUAUAUAUGAUGUCUAAAAAAAUGAAAGAUACUGACAGCGAAGAAGAACUAAAAGAAGCUUUUAGUGUUUUUGAUAAAAAUGGGGACGGUUUCAUCAGUGCAACUGAAUUAAGACACGUAAUGACAAACUUGGGGGAGAAACUAACAGAUGAAGAAGUAGAAGACAUGAUCAAAGAAGCUGACUUAGAUGGAGAUGGUCUUGUUAAUUAUGAUGAAUUUGUUACCAUUCUGACGUCAGCCAAAUGAGAAGAAUCAAUAUUUCCUUCCUUAAUUUGUAUAUGGUGUACACUCAGGACCAGAGUUUGUACAAGUAUCGUCCAUUUUGUUAUAUUGAAACAGUAGAGUUCCAAUUAACUUAGCGAAGAAUGGAUUAAGAGAAACACCGUUCAUCAAUCGAAACAAUUUUUUUAAUCAUUUACAUUGGUUUAUGAUUAAAAUACUUCUAGACGAAAAGUGAAACAGUAACAUAAAAACAAAAAAAUAUUAAGUUUUGAAUGUAUUUUACAUUCUACGCUGGUGUAUUUCAGUUGAUAUCAUUGAAAAAAAUAUAUAUAUGAGGAGCUGUUGAGGACAGGUUUGUAGAUUUUUGUAGAUAUAUAUAUUUGAUAGAAUGAAAUAAAAAAUAUUUCUUAAGUAAUGUUAUAAAAUGAGAGUAAAAUGAUUUUUUAUUUUUAUUAAAAAUACAAUGUUUUAAUGCACAGAAGUGGAAGAUAAAUGCUGAUAUUAAUUGUUUCUGUACAAAAAAUUGAAACUUUACCUUUUCAUUUUGAACACUUUUCAUUAUAUUCUAUAAAAGAAGGUGUUAACUACAGUAUAACCUCACUUUAUGUUGGUUUCUUCCCAGUAAUAGGUUGUAUAAGCAUAGAUCUACCAUACUUCUUCCUAAAUAAUGUCUAGUAAACUUGGCGAAACACUUGAUUUUUAAUACUUUCUUGAUCAUUUAGUAAAAUUUUUUCUUCUAAACAAGAAAUUUUAGAUGUGUAGAAGUAUUUUCCUGUUUG
Centruroides sculpturatus (bark scorpion) is the source of this 1347-nucleotide messenger RNA. Its product is annotated as calmodulin-A-like. NCBI's taxonomy places the organism in Eukaryota, Metazoa, Arthropoda, Arachnida, Scorpiones, Buthidae. Gene Ontology annotation, molecular function: enzyme regulator activity; calcium ion binding. Bases 137 to 592 code for a protein of 151 amino acids. The record is from RefSeq and is a predicted model, not a curated record. The transcript is spliced from 5 exons.